CGCAGCCAUAUUUCCCCCCCUUCGGCACACGGUGGCUCCUCGGCUUGAGCCCAUGCGCGCCGCGCCGCUGGGCGAGGCGCCCUCUCGCAUGAGCGGCCGCGUGGCUACGAAAACCACCCUUUCCGCCACUGCUGCGCGUCCCUGUUGGAACAGGCUGCUACGCGCAAGCUCUGCUACACGGCGGAGUGCUACGAGGCGCAGGGCAUCUUCACGAGGAUGACGUUCGCUUUCGUGAACUACACCUUCCGCCAUUGCAGCGCGUUCCUGGCGCACGCGACGGUGUCCAACGCUCAGCCAUACGGUGGAGUGCAACGAGGAGCAGAGCAUCCCCAAGCGUUUACUUACGAGGACUACCUCUACCGCAUCGGCAGCGCGACCUGUGCGCAGGCAGCGGCUUCCAAGCUCAGCCACACGACAGAGUGCUACGAGGUGUUGGGCAUCCCCACAGGGCUGGCGUACGCCUACGUGGACAACCUCUUCCAUUACUGCAGCGCGUCCCGUGCGCAGACGGUUGCGUCCCGGUUCAGUUGCACGGCGGAGUACUACGAGGCGCCAGGCAUCUUCACGGUGCCGCGGGUCUUCUGCGAGGACAGCCCUUUUCGAUAUUACAGCGCGCCCCUGGCGCAGGCGGCGGCCUCCAAGCUCAGCCACGCGGCGCAGCGCUACGAGGGGCAUCUACACGGGGUUGGCAUUCGCCUACGAGGGCAGCAGACCUUUCCGCUGCUGCAGCUCAUGAGCUACGGCACUUGCUGCAUAACCGCCGUUUUAGCUUGUGCAGAUCACUUGGGCCGCAUGUUGCUGCAUGUGCUGUCUCCCAUCAGGCUCUCUCGUCGUGGGUCGCCCCCCAUUCGCCUGCUUUCUGCUGGUUCCCCCUUUCUGUUUCCUUUCGCUCCCUUCAGUCUGUAGCAGGUUGCGCGCUGCUUUUCAGUGCUUUCGGUCGAAAAUUUGUACAUCGAGAUUGCCAGUGGCCGGUUAGGCCUCUGAGCUCGAGCUACUGAUGUGGCUGAGCUCUUUUCUCUGCGCUAGCCAGUGCACCCCACUCUGGCUUCCCAGUUCGCCCCUGGUUCGUUCUUUGUCCUUGGCCUGGGUUGACGCACGCCUAGUCGGGCCUUCGAGUUUCCCUCGCUCUUAAGGUCGUUGCCAGCACAUAGGCUUCUUUCGUGUUCCCUGCUCAUCUCUGGCUCGGUGCCGGGAAAGAUAGCGCGACAUGUUUCCCGCGAUUGUUUUUUUUUGCGCCUGGGUCAAGGGCGCUCGCCCACAGGCAUUCAAGGUGAGAGCGGUCAGAGGCGCAUUCCGGUUUUCGACG
Molecule: messenger RNA, 1306 nt
Organism: Prorocentrum cordatum
Lineage: Eukaryota; Dinophyceae; Prorocentrales; Prorocentraceae
Source: the annotation of a GenBank genome assembly